This is a messenger RNA of Trichoderma atroviride IMI 206040, 2707 nucleotides long. RefSeq lists its product as uncharacterized. The record is from RefSeq and is a predicted model, not a curated record. Lineage: Eukaryota; Fungi; Ascomycota; Sordariomycetes; Hypocreales; Hypocreaceae.
GAAAAUUCCUGAUCACGAAUGUGGCAAUGAAGCUGUUAACUUUCAGUCAACUCUUUUUCGUGGGGAUACAGGCAUCAAAGCUAGGCGUACCCCAGCCUGCGCAGAGAGAUCAAGUCAAUUGCCAACUCUAUGCCGUCCAGCCAAACGAUAACUGCAUUGAUAUCAGCAGCAAAAAUAAUAUCACCUACGCCCAACUGCUCUCUUGGAAUCCUUCACUCAGCUCUACAUGCUCUAACCUUGCGAGCUUGAACUCAAGUAGCAUCUGUGUCAGUAAUCCUAAAGGCACAUUUUCUAUUUCAAGUAAUACCGUUGGGGCAACCGAUAUUGCUACUACAACUGCCCCAGUUCCAUCUCCAACCUUGGACCAGACAACAUCUAGAUGCGCAAAGUAUUAUCAAGUCUCUGACGGCGACGAUUGCUCCCACUUGACUGCACAAUUUGCAAUUACACUGAAGGAUUUCAUCUUUUUGAAUUCUGAAGUUUGGCAAAAUUGCACAAAUCUGGAAUUGGGUUAUUACUACUGCGUUGAGCCGGUCGGAUACAUCUCUACCUACCCAGGGUAUUUACCUACGGCUACAACGAAACCAUUCAACCAAACUAGUGCGACGUCUCUGCCAUAUGAUGGGGAUCCAUGGGCCAGAUUCUCUUCAAACUCCUCAGUGAUACCUAUUGCAAAUGGCACACGCGUAGAUUGUUAUUCGUACGUCUAUGUAAAGAACCUCACGGAAAACUUAUUUGCAGAUUGUUGGAAUAUGGCGAGCAUGUAUGAAAUUACACGUGAAGAGCUGGUACUAUGGAAUCCUUCCCUUGGCAAUGAUGGCUCUUCAGGGUCAAAUCUCUCAGGCGCUGAAGCUAGUCAAGUUGCAUCAUCGAUAGCAAUUCCGACUACUGCUCCAAGCUCAAUCACCACCAAUCUUUAUACCUAUCCGUGUACAGUUGCCGCUAAUAUUUCGUACUGCGUCGCCUUGGUUUCUUCGACUGGUGCUCUACCUACGAAUACGGCACCCCCAGGGCCUCACGCUUCUGGAGAGAUAUCUAAUUGUACGGCAUGGUUUGCACCCGAAGCCUACGAUACGUGCAAAUCAAUCUUGGACAUAUUUGAGAUGUCGUUUGCAAACUUCUACAAAAUGAACCCCUCGGUUGGCCCAGAUUGCUCUGGCCUUGCCGUGGGAACGAACUAUUGUGUAUCAACGUAUCCUAAUGGUGAGGAUCCGAAUGAUGAUUGGGAUGGAGACGACAGCAUCCCAUCUAUUUCGCCCACUGGAAUUAUAACGCCUACACCAACUCAGAGUGGCAUGGUUAGUAAUUGCAACAAAUUUUACGACGUCCACUCCAACGAUGGCUGUUCAGCCAUUGCAAGCAGCCAGCAUGUCGAUCUAAGUUCUCUUUACAAAUGGAACCCGGCCAUUAAGACCGACUGCUCUGGUCUUCAAGCAAGUGUUUACGUCUGCAUCGGAAUUUUAACGACAUCCAUGUCCACCACAUCCAAACUGCCCACCACUACGUCUAAGCCAUCUACCACCUCCAAACCGCCCACUGGCAUCACGACACCUACACCCACUCAAAGCGGUAUGGUCAAGAACUGUAAUAAAUUUUACGAUGUGCACUCGGGAGACGGCUGUUCGGCGAUUGCAAGUAGCCAAAAGGUCAACCUUAGUUCAUUCUACCUAUGGAAUCCAGCUGUCAAGACGGAUUGCUCUGGCCUUCAGGCCAGCGUAUUUGUCUGUAUCGGAACUUUAACGACAUCCAUGUCCACCACCACAUCCAAACUACCCACCACUACAUCUAAGCCAUCUACUACCUCUAAACCACCCACUGGCAUUAUAACACCUACACCCACUCAAAACGGUAUGGUCAAGAACUGUAAUAAAUUUUACGAUGUGCACUCGGGAGACGGCUGUUCGGCGAUUGCAAGCAGCCAAAAGGUUAACCUCAGUUCAUUCUACCUAUGGAAUCCAGCUGUCAAGACGGAUUGCUCUGGUCUUCAGGCCAGCGUAUUUGUCUGUGUUGGCACAGCGACAACUACAACAGCUGCCGGCAUAACAACCCCUACGCCCACCCAGAGCGGCAUGGUGAGCGGUUGUAACAAAUUCUACGACGUCCACGCCGGGGAUGGCUGUUCCGCAAUUGCAAGCAGUCAAAAAAUAGCUCUAUCUUCGCUGUAUAAGUGGAAUCCGGCUGUGAAGACGGAUUGCUCUGGCCUUCAAGCGAGUGUAUACAUAUGCAUCGGUGUGGGAAAUGCUGCCGCUGCUCGUGUUACAGGAUGAAUAGUUUGCAAAAAGGCAUUUUCGCAAAGUAGAAGGCCAUGGAUAUACAAAUGCUUAUUUGAGAUCUCAGCAGCAGCCUCAGACGUGUUAUUCUCUGGAUCUGACUGUUUCAUAUUAUACAUGUAUAUACCUGGCGGUCAUUAUGUUCUACCACUGACUACUACUAAUAGUCAACGGGAGAUUGAUGAGAAUGCAAGCGUACUACCCAGCCGGUUAUACCGUUGCCAUAUAAGAUAUGGGCACUGGGUUUUAAUAAUUAGAAUUACUAGUACCUGGGUACAGGUACUAGUAGUUUCAGACAGUGUACGUAUGCGGACAGAAAUUCCCAUGGAAUGUGAUAUCAGUUACAUGUACACUAGUUUCUGAAGGUACAAGUGUUAGCUCCCAAGCGGUUUGCAAAAAAAAAAAGGGACCGCAAAAUGAAUAACCACAUACAAAUU